This is a messenger RNA of Ophidiomyces ophidiicola, 1308 nucleotides long. RefSeq lists its product as uncharacterized. The record is from RefSeq and is a predicted model, not a curated record. Gene Ontology annotation, biological process: secondary metabolite biosynthetic process. The coding region runs from base 1 to 1308 and encodes 435 amino acids. The transcript has 5 exons. Gene Ontology annotation, molecular function: monooxygenase activity; FAD binding. Lineage: Eukaryota; Fungi; Ascomycota; Eurotiomycetes; Onygenales; Onygenaceae.
AUGCCACCCACCGGCCAAGGUCGAUUCCGAGUUCUUGUCAUUGGGGCAGGCAUUGGGGGGCUGGGGGCCGCCAUCUGUUUGGCUCGAAAGGGCCAUUCUGUGACGGUAAUCGAGUCUGCCCGCGAGUUGUCCGAAGUGGGAGCUGGAAUUCAGAUUCCUCCCAAUAGCACCAGAGUUUUGCACUCGUACGGCUUGACAGACCAGUUCCUUGAAAAGGUGGUGCAUCCCAGGAAUCUCAAAUUUCGAAGAUAUUGCACCGGCGAGAUUCUCUCCUCGACUCCGUUUAGAGGCGUAUUGGAGGAUAAAUUUGGGUUUCCAUACUGGCUAAUCCACCGUGCCGAUUAUCAACGUAUUCUGUUUGACGCCGCCCAAGAGUCUGGAGCUAAAAUAUUGCUGGGUGCUCCGCUUGAAUAUGUUGACCAGUGGGCUCCAGCUGCGUUCCUGCUUGACGGUCGCCGAAUAACCGCAGACUUGAUCAUUGGUGCGGAUGGCAUCCGUUCCAAAACGAGGCGUGCAGUGAUCCGGGGAAAGGAAGUCGAGCCAAAUGCCAGCGAAAACAGCGUCUUCCGCGUGACGAUUCCGGCCGCAGUGAUGCAUGCUGACGACCAAGUCAAGCAUCUCCUGACCGACAUGGACGCUAACUCCUGGAUUGGUCAUCGGCGCCAUAUCAUGGCGUAUCCCAUCCGGCAGGGGGCCGUGUACAACAUGGUCCUUGCGUUUCCUGGCCACGCUGGCGUGGGGAAAUGGAACGAGCCCGGCGACCCAGACGAGAUGAGGGCGCUGUACGCGAACUUUGACCCUGUGAUUACCCGGGUGCUUGCGAAGGUCGACUCGUGUCUGAAAUGGAAGCUGGCCGACCUGCCACCGCUGCCGAAUUGGGUCAGCUCCAGCGGGCGGGUGGUGCUAAUCGGUGACGCUGCCCAUGCCAUGGUCCCCUAUCUGGCGCAGGGCGCUGCAAUGGCCAUAGAAGACGGCGCUGCUCUUGGAGAAUGUCUUGACAGGGCUCAAUCUGUGCGAGACAUCCCCAAGCUCCUCCGGGCAUUCGAGACCAUCAGAAAGCCGCGCUGCGAGAGAAUCCAAGCCGGAGCACAAGAAAACGGCUAUAUGUGGCAUUUACCGGAUGGCCAGGAGCAAAUCGCGCGAGAUCGCGCCUUGAAGAGCGUAUCUGAACGGGCAGAGAAAUCUGCUGACUGGACUCCCAAUAAAUGGGCCGACCAGGAGUUCGGGCCUUGGAUGUUUGGGUACAAUGUCUUUGACUAUACAAAUGCAAUGCUGGAUGUUAUCUUGAAGCCACAGCUUCACCUCUAA